AUGGGUCUUCUGAACUCCCUCCCGAAGCUACCCCUCGUCGGGUCGAUCCUCAUAGUCCUCUGCUCGCUCUUCACCCCCACGACCGCCUACACCGAACUCGGCGACGAGGCCCUCCGCGCGAUCCCCUCGGGUGGCGAUGGUUUCAACAUUGACACCGGCUCGCUGCUGGCCCCCAUCCUGAUCCCCCGCGUCCCCGGCACCCCAGGCUCGCUCAAGGUGCAGCAGCACUUUGUCGACUUCUUCCGCGCCAACCUGCCCGAGUGGAUCAUUGAGUGGCACAACUCGACUUCCAAGACGCCCGCGACCGGAGAUAAGGAGAUACCCUUCACGAACCUCAUCUUCCGCCGCGACCCGCCGUGGGCCAAGGGCGGAGAUGUCGAGUAUCUGACGCUCGUCGCGCACUAUGACAGUCUAUACCACCCGGAAGGGUUCAUUGGGGCGAUUGACAGUGCGGCGCCUUGCGCGAUGCUGCUUCACGCGGCGAGGAACAUUGAGGAGGCUCUGGUGAAGAAGUGGAAGGCAAUGGAGGCCUCAGGUGACGCUGGGAGCGGGCUUGAAGAGGAGAAGGGCGUCCAGAUCAUUCUGCUUGAUGGAGAGGAGGCAUGGGUGUCGUGGACGGACACAGACUCGCUCUAUGGAGCUAGGUAUGUUGGGUGGAUCUCUGCGGCGCUCGCCAAGAGCUGGGAAGACUCUGUUCACCCUGAUGGUCUGUACAAGACUCCUCUUUCGUCCAUUAGCCUCUUCCUUCUUAUCGACCUUCUGGGUGCCCCUAAUCCCCGGAUACCAUCGUAUUUCCCUUCCACGCACUGGGCGUAUAAGAAGAUGGCAAAGAUUGAACAUCGCAUGCGCGAACUGGACAUCCUAGAAACCAAGCCGAAACAUCCCUUCCUGACGGACUGGAACAAAGAGAAGGUGGGCUUCGGUGGUGGGUACGUCCUAGAUGACCACGUGCCGUUCUUGCAGCGAGGUGUCGAGAUCCUGCACAUUAUCCCGACGCCGUUCCCGGACGUUUGGCAUAAGAUUGAGGACGAUGGUGCCCACCUGGACCUGCCGACAGUAAGGGAUUGGGCGCGUAUCCUCACGGUUUUCGCGGCAGAGUGGAUGGAGUUAGAUGAGCACCUAUCCAAGCAGAUAGAGGGUGAGGCUGCUAGCGAUUCGAGCGACGUCAAAGAUGAGCUAUGAUUUAUAUAGUUUGAAGCAGUGCAUUUAGACCACAUAGAUAACCCUCCACUUUCGCGAUCUCAUAGCAACAAGUUCGUCUAUGCCCCAAGGUAGAACAGGCUUCAUGACCCUAUUGCAAUCAUUGUGUCUCCAAAUUCCUUUACAGAUAUCGCCUCAAAAUCUCCAACAUCAGCGAGCCCUGUCCAUACCUCUUAUACUAGUUUAGCAACCUCAAAGCUGGUUCAUUGAGAACAUCUUUUCGAUAUUCUUAGCCUUCAAGGGUCCCACUAUGGAUGGACCGUGCACGGUCGGUAGUUCGUAAUGGACACGAAAGCUGUCCAUAAGUGAACGGCCUGUGAUGUGAAGCUCCCACGCCCAAGCCAAAGCUGCC
This is a messenger RNA of Colletotrichum acutatum, 1552 nucleotides long. Its product is annotated as peptidase family M28. Lineage: Eukaryota; Fungi; Ascomycota; Sordariomycetes; Glomerellales; Glomerellaceae. The coding region runs from base 1 to 1182 and encodes 393 amino acids. The transcript is spliced from 3 exons. Gene Ontology annotation, molecular function: glutaminyl-peptide cyclotransferase activity; zinc ion binding. The record is from RefSeq and is a predicted model, not a curated record.